This is a messenger RNA of Daldinia vernicosa, 1357 nucleotides long. Its product is annotated as ribonuclease H-like protein. Gene Ontology annotation, molecular function: RNA-DNA hybrid ribonuclease activity; nucleic acid binding. The transcript has 2 exons. The record is from RefSeq and is a predicted model, not a curated record. Gene Ontology annotation, biological process: DNA replication, removal of RNA primer. Bases 219 to 1178 code for a protein of 319 amino acids. NCBI's taxonomy places the organism in Eukaryota, Fungi, Ascomycota, Sordariomycetes, Xylariales, Hypoxylaceae.
AUGAUUAACUACUGGUGUUUGCACCUGCCCUAGAUUUUCUGCCAAACCACCCACGCACCUUCCAUCUCCUGUAUUAAUGUAAGUUGAUUCUUUCACUAGAAAAAGCCGGCAUUUGUUUUUAUGCACAUGCCUAGUAACGUUUAAUUCUUCCACACAAAACUCCAGGCCACUUGGCUAGUGUUCUCCGAUCUCUUUUUGUCUACCAUAACUUAGCAGAAAUGCCUCUCGGAUGGUAUCUCGCCCAGGGUUUGUACCCGCUUGGCCCAUCUAGUAGCGAUGAUGAGGAGGGCCCCUGCGAGUUGCCUGACGGCCGAAUCGUUUGUGGUCCACAUGGCUUUGUCGUCUGUGGAAAAUGUUGCACAGAUUACAGCUUCAUGGACAGUUCUUCGGAUGAAGAUGGAUUUUACGGCGGUGGCGAUGAUGAUGACGAUGAUGAUGACAACGACGAUGAAGAUGAUAUCCCUAUAAACGAUAACGAGGACAGCGAUCUUGAUCUACCAGGUUCCUUUGGCACGGAAAAGAGAAGAGGCACUGGCCAGGUCUUCCCUAUGAGGUUCAUUCCACCGAUGACUACAAUCAUGCCAACGGAGCUGUUUCCUGCCCAGAGAAUUUAUCCUCAAGUGUACAGAUACAUCAACCGCAAUGACCCCCAAGCGGUUCUUAUCUUCACCGACGGCGCUUGCUUGGAUAAUGGCCAGCCAAACCCUAAAGCCGGCUGGGCGAUCGUCCAUGGACAGAAACCAACGGGCGUGCCGUUAACCAUAUCCGGCAGGUUAGAGAGCAAGGGACCAUUUGGCGACGAGGGCAUUCAGAGCAGCAACAGGGCCGAGCUUCGCGCUGUCAUUACAGCUUUACGCCUCCGACACUGGCCUGGUGAAGGCUUUAGUACCAUGGUUAUUGCCACUGACUCGGAGUAUGUAGUCAAGGGAUCUACAAAGUGGGCGAGAUCAUGGACUAGAAAUGAUUGGAAGACGAACACAGGUGCGGACGUCAAGAACAAAGACAUGUGGGAAAUGCUCCUGGGUGAAUUUGAGAGAUGGAACGAGGAAGGUCUCUCUAUCAAAUUCUGGAGAAUCCCAAGAGACUGGAACACAACCGCGGAUGAGGCUGCGAAGAAGCGUGCUUCAGAGGAUAAGGUUCCUAGCCAAUGGGUGGAGGUGCUCGGUCUUCCUUUUUAAGUAGGAUACUUUUAGUCUCAGGCACCCCGUGGUUAUUACUAUGGUGUACCGGUUUGCGGGUAGCUAUCAUCAGCCACCUACUAGGUAGUCCCAUUUCAAAAGACUAGGUACCUAAGAUAUAAUUGAGUCCCAAAAGAGCCAUACUAUAUCAAAGCCUAUACAAGGCACGAAAUCUGGAA